AUUUUUAUUUAAUAUUUUGAUUGACAGGUUUUCAGAUGCAUUGGCUGCUCUUUGUCUUUGCUGUCAUCUCUUGCCAAGAAGAUUCUCUGUCUUUGGUCUCAUCAAAAUUUCAUCUUUCCAACAUAACUCAGUUGACCAACUCAAUAACCCAAGCCAAGCCUCCCCCUCUUUCUUUGUCUCAUAGCAAUUAGCCUCUUCAAAGCCUGAAACUUCUAUAUAUUUAUUUUAAUCCCAUAUAAAUCCUUUUCUUUUACAAACCUAAAGUUUGAUUCUUUUUUCAUCAAAUCUCUCAGUAGAUUCCUGAGUCACUAUCUUGUGUUGGUGAUUUUGGGUGUUACAAGUGAAACCAGAUGGGUUCUUGCCUGACGAAAAGCAAAGACUCGAAGCCAAAGCAUAAUGGGUAUGGAUCAGGACCGACAACUACGGCUGCUGUGCACCAACAAAGGUACCAGGAGCCUGUUAGGCCUGCACCAGUUCAAUCCCAAUUCCACCACAUCCCUGAAAAACCAGGUACUCAAACAUCUUGGAAGCCAGUGGCUCCAUCACCAAGCCCCAAGCCUGUUGCCCCAAGGGUUGACACCAUUCUUGGUAAACCAUUUGAAGAUAUAAGGAUGCACUACACAAUUGGUAAAGAAUUAGGGAAAGGUCAGUUUGGUGUGACUUAUCUUUGUAUUGAAAAUUCAACUGGAAAGCAAUAUGCUUGCAAGACCAUAUCCAAAAAGAAAUUAGUCACGAGGAAUGAUAAGGAGGAUAUGAGAAGGGAGAUACAAAUUAUGCAGCAUUUGAGUGGACAGCCUAAUAUUGUGGAGUUUAAAGGUGCAUAUGAGGAUAAGCUAUCUGUUCACCUUGUAAUGGAAUUAUGUGCUGGUGGUGAAUUGUUUGAUAGGAUUAUUGCCAAGGGACAUUAUAGUGAAAGGGCAGCUGCUUCCAUUUGUAGGGCAAUUGUGAAUGUUGUCCAUGCUUGCCAUUUUAUGGGAGUGAUGCAUAGGGACCUUAAGCCUGAGAAUUUCUUGUUGUCUAGCAAGGGUGAGAAUGCUCUUUUGAAGGCCACCGAUUUCGGCUUGUCAGUGUUCAUUGAAGAUGGAAAGGUGUACAAGGAUAUAGUCGGGAGCGCGUACUAUGUUGCUCCUGAAGUAUUACUGCGUAAAUAUGGGAAAGAAAUCGAUAUUUGGAGUGCAGGGGUUAUAUUAUAUAUCUUACUCAGUGGUGUGCCUCCAUUUUGGGCAGAAACGGAGAAGGGGAUAUUCGAUGCUAUUUUAGAAGGAGAAAUUGACUUCGAAAGUCAACCAUGGCCUUCUAUUUCAGAGAGUGCCAAGGACCUAGUGCGCCGGAUGUUAACACAGGAUCCGAAAAAGCGGAUUACUUCUACUCAAGUCCUAGAGCAUCCAUGGAUAAGAGAGGGUGGAAGUGCAUCAGACAAGCCUAUAGAUAGUGCAGUCCUUUCUAGAAUGAAGCAAUUCAGAAGAAUGAACAAACUAAAGCAACUUGCCUUAAAGGUCAUUGCGGAAAAUCUUUCUAGCGAAGAAAUCCAGGGUCUGAAGCAAAUGUUUGCAAACAUCGACACUGACAACAGUGGCACGAUCACCUAUGAAGAACUUAAGACUGGAUUAGCUCGACUUGGAUCAAAGCUCACAGAGGCAGAGGUGCAGCAACUAAUGGAAGCUGCUGACGUGGAUGGAAAUGGUAGUAUUGAUUACAUUGAAUUCAUCACUGCUACAAUGCAUAGACAUAGGCUUGAAAGAGAUGAACAUCUUUAUAAAGCUUUUCAACAUUUUGAUAAGGACAACAGUGGGUAUAUCACAAGAGAUGAGCUAGAAGCAGCCAUGAAAGAAUACGGAAUGGGUGAUGAUGACACAAUCAAGGAAAUAAUAUCCGAAGUUGACACCGACAAUGACGGCAAGAUCAACUACGAGGAGUUCCGGGACAUGAUGAGAAGCGGAACCCAACACACACAACUCUUUUAAAUUUUAUACACGACACUGGACUUGCAGAAAUCAGCUAAAAGGUUCCCCCCAAAUGUAGUGCAAAAUGACUUUCUAAGAGAUGGUGUAGGCAGUCAAUUACAUGACUUUCUCUGGUUUGGUUUUUCAUUUUGAGUGUAAUAUAUUCACAUAUGGUUUUUUAUCGACGGAUUUUGAGAAGAGAGAUUAAACUUAUGGUUUCUCAGAGCUAGGAAAACUCAAACCCAUGAAUGCACAGCAUAUUAUGUUGAUUUCCAUUUGUUUAAAGUAAAUAUUGAACCUACCUCCA
Gossypium raimondii (Peruvian cotton) is the source of this 2250-nucleotide messenger RNA. RefSeq names its product calcium-dependent protein kinase 33. Gene Ontology annotation, biological process: peptidyl-serine phosphorylation; intracellular signal transduction; protein autophosphorylation. The coding region runs from base 351 to 1964 and encodes 537 amino acids. Gene Ontology annotation, molecular function: calmodulin binding; calcium ion binding; ATP binding. Gene Ontology annotation, cellular component: nucleus; cytoplasm. The record is from RefSeq and is a predicted model, not a curated record. NCBI's taxonomy places the organism in Eukaryota, Viridiplantae, Streptophyta, Magnoliopsida, Malvales, Malvaceae. The transcript has 9 exons.